AUGUACAACGGCAUUGGACUGACGACUCCCCGCGGAAGCGGUACAAAUGGCUACGUUCAGCGCAAUUUGUCGGUCUUGCGCUCGUACCAGACUGGCCAGGAUAGGGCAAAUUCCUGGGACGCUCCGCCUCCAAAGCAUCGCGAACCGGACCAGGGUAUCUUGGAUCAUGAGCGCAAGCGCCAGGUCGAAGUCAAGUGUCUAGAACUCCAACUGAAGCUAGAGGAUGAAGAAGUUCCCGAGGAUGACAUCGAGGCCCAAGUAUCAGCCCUCCGUGAGAGGUUGCUGGCAGACCUGGCCGCUCUCGCACCGAACGCAAAGUCUUUGAAGCCCUCCGACACUCACGCCAUAGCAGCCGCCAAAAAGUCCGAACUCGACCGCAUGGCGCGUGCCCUCGGCACACGCAGCGACUACGUUGAGGGCGCCGCCUUCGACCGCGAGAAGCAGGAGGAAGAAAAGCUCAAGCGCAUCCAGGAGCGCGAGGAACGCGACAAGAAACGCGACGAGGAGCGCGCGCGUAUGCAGGCGCAGAAGGAGAAGUGGGAGGCCGAGCGCAAGGAGCGCGACCCUGAGAGAAGAAGGCCGUGGGGCGCCGCCUCGCAGAGACCGCGAUAUGCCCCCGCCGCGCCCGCCUCCGAGGGCGUAUUCCCCGGAAGCGGGAUCGAGGCGCAGGCGGUCGCCCUCGUCUUCGCGUUCCCCCUCUCGUUCACGGUCUCCGCCUCGCCGCCGUAUGCGUCGGUCGGUAUCGCCGCCGGCGCGUCGCUCGCCUCCCCCUCGCGCCAGGGCCAGGCCGUCCAUCUCGCCUCCUCCGCGCUCUCGUCGCGGCCGGUCGCCCUCGUCCUCCCGUUCCCGUUCGCCGCCCCCGCGCCGUGGUGGACGUGA
Messenger RNA from Schizophyllum commune H4-8, 879 nucleotides. RefSeq names its product cwf21-domain-containing protein. NCBI's taxonomy places the organism in Eukaryota, Fungi, Basidiomycota, Agaricomycetes, Agaricales, Schizophyllaceae. The record is from RefSeq and is a predicted model, not a curated record. The transcript has 4 exons. The coding region runs from base 1 to 879 and encodes 292 amino acids.